Colletotrichum scovillei is the source of this 1377-nucleotide messenger RNA. Its product is annotated as riboflavin transporter MCH5. The record is from RefSeq and is a predicted model, not a curated record. Lineage: Eukaryota; Fungi; Ascomycota; Sordariomycetes; Glomerellales; Glomerellaceae. Gene Ontology annotation, cellular component: fungal-type vacuole membrane. The transcript is spliced from 2 exons. Gene Ontology annotation, biological process: protein histidyl modification to diphthamide; transmembrane transport. The coding region runs from base 1 to 1377 and encodes 458 amino acids. Gene Ontology annotation, molecular function: transmembrane transporter activity; 2-(3-amino-3-carboxypropyl)histidine synthase activity.
AUGUCGCAAACGGCUGUAAAAACAUCGUCCAUACAAUUAAGAAACAUUCACGGCCCUAUAGCAUCUUCACCAUCUACAGACUUUCACGACGACGAAGGGAGAUCAAGGUCAAGAGAUAGAUCCUGCUAUGUUGAACGUGAUGCCGCGAGUCUCAACGAAUUGACCUUCCCUGAGGGCGGCUGGCAGGCGUGGCUGGUGGUCUUUGGAUCAUUUUGUGCAAUGCUUUCGGUUUUCGGCCUCAUCAACUCGGCUGCCGUCUUUGAGUCAUAUUUCUCUGAAAACCAACUCGUUGAUCAUUCUUCAUCCGAGAUUGGAUGGAUAUUCAGCCUGUACCUUUUUAUUGUCUUCUUUGUUGGCAUUCAAGUUGGCCCCCUAUUUGACCAGUAUGGUCCCCGCGGCCUCGUUGUCGCUGGUGGUCUUUGCAUGUCUGCAAGCCUUCUCUUAUUGAGCUUAUGCAAAGAGUACUAUCAAAUCCUUCUGGCGUACUCGAUUCUAGGUGGCUUGGGUGGUGCGCUGCUAAACUCGCCCUCUUAUGGCGCUAUUGCUCACUUCUUUGACUCGCGCCGAGGCUUUGCCACGGGCAUAGCAGCCACAGCUGGUUCGAUAGGUGGAAUAGUGUAUCCCAUCUUGCUUCAGAACCUGUUUCCGACUCUGGGAUUUGGUCCGACAGCACGGAUUCUUGGCUUCAUUCUCCUGGGACUCACUGUACCCGCGACUCUCUUUAUUCGUUCUCGGCUGCCAAGGAAGGAAGGACCCGGAUCCAUCUGGCCUGACUUCACCGUCUUCCAAAAUCUCAAGUUUACCCUAUCGGCAGUCGGGAUCUUCUUCAUGGAAUGGGGUCUCUUUGUUCCCAUAACCUACAUUAUCUCUUAUGCCGCGACUCUGCCCGGCAGCAACGUUCAUUCGUAUACGAUUCUCUCCAUCCUCAACGCAACAUCAGCAGUGGGAAGGUUUUUGCCGGGCUUAGCUGCAGACAAGUACGGAAGAUUCAACAUCAUUCUCAUCACCAUCGCCCUCUGCUUCAUCACAGUUCUCGGUCUUUGGCUGCCCUCGGGCAACUCUCAACCAAUGCUCUUAGCUUUUGUGGCUAUAUUCGGUUUCGCAAGCGGAAGUAAUCUGGGCCUGGUCCCGGUAUGUCUAGGCCAAUUAUGUGACGCGAGGGAAUAUGGGCGGUAUUUGUCCACGGCAAUGAUGAUGGCCAGCUUCGGCACUCUGAGCAGUUUGCCAAUUGCUGGUGCCAUUCUCGAGGCAAAGGAAGGAGGCCAAAAUUGGAAGGGACUGAUCUUGUUUUCCGGUGUCUCUUACUUUCUUGCUUUCAUUUGCUACGCCGCGGUCAGGGUGUUUGCCGUGGGGUGGAAAAUCUCAGCAAGGUUUUAG